AUGGAUAAUUUAUGCUGUUUUCCUCAGCUCGCAGGAGGACAUUCUUCAUGCGGCUCUGGGAAGGGAAGAAGCCAGCAGGGACCUGUCAAAUAUGGAUUCAGUUUAAUAAAAGGAAAGGCAAAUCAUCCUAUGGAGGAUUACCAUGUUGCCAAAUUUUUAUACACGAAUCGUCGUGAGUUGGGACUAUUUGCUAUUUUUGAUGGACAUCUGGGUGAUAGCGUGCCGGCUUACUUACAGAAGCAUCUGUUUUCCAAUAUUUUAAAGGAGGCUGACUUUUGGACCGAUCCAAAUACAUCCAUUGCAAAAGCCUAUGAAAGAACUGAUCAGGCAAUUCUCUCGCAUACUCCUGACCUGGGACGAGGUGGGUCCACUGCUGUUACUGCAAUUCUUAUAAAUAGUCGACAUCUGUGGGUAGCCAAUGUUGGAGAUUCACGAGCCGUCCUUUCCAGAAGGGGGCAAGCUAUACAGAUGUCCGUUGAUCAUGAACCCAACACUGAGCGGGGAAGCAUUGAGAACAGGGGUGGAUUUGUCUCUAACAUGCCGGGAGAUGUUGCAAGAGUGAAUGGCCAGUUGGCUGUUUCUCGUGCUUUUGGAGACAAAAACUUGAAACCUCAUCUGCGAUCUGACCCUGACAUUACAAACGCUCAAAUUGAUGGUGAUACCGAGCAUCUUAUCCUUGCUAGCGACGGCUUGUGGAAGGUAAUGUCGAAUCAAGAGGCCAUUGAUAUUGUGAAGAAGAUCAAAGACCCCCAGAAGGCAGCUAAACAAUUAGCAGUUGAAGCACUGAACAGAGAAAGUAAGGAUGAUAUCUCCUGCAUUGUUGUCCAAUUCAAGGGGUAA
Molecule: messenger RNA, 840 nt
Organism: Fraxinus pennsylvanica
Lineage: Eukaryota; Viridiplantae; Streptophyta; Magnoliopsida; Lamiales; Oleaceae
Source: the annotation of a GenBank genome assembly